GGAAAUCCCAUCCAUAUGGAACACUUUCCCAGGGUCAGAAAUAUAGCUUUAUCGCUGUUUUCACACUUGGGUGUAAAAACAUGACAAACACAAAUGAGUAAAAAGCGAAAUUCUGAAAUAUUCUCCUGUUUGUUUCUUUUCGUGUCUCUUCGCUGGCUGUGGAACCACCUUUUCGUGCGGAGGAACACGUGUGAGAUCAGCAGGCGAACGGGUCCGUGACGCAAAACAAAACAGAGCUGGACUCGGAGCUAAAACUAGGACGUUAGCAUCAUCGGCUAACAAACCGGCUAAACAGCUCCAUUUAAUACUAACACUGAUACAGAGGGUGGAGGUGUGUGCAGGUGGAGCUUAGUCAUGGUGUAAAAGAGUUUAGUGAACCUCCCUCUGGAUCUCCUGUCUCUCUCCCACCUUUCCGCCAUGUCAGGUAGUUACGCUCCGGCCCCCGGAGGUCCGUUCUCCGCUCUCACUCCCAGCAUGUGGCCUCAGGACCUCCUCGCCAAACACCAUCAGAAAGACCAAAAUCUGGAAUCAGAUUCUCAGUUUGAUGAGUUCGGCUUCCGGAUCGACAGCGAAGAUGGGGUGGAGGCACGUGAUUGGCAUGGAGCUCCACAGAGAGAAGACCCCCAGCAGAGACUGCGCUGGCAGGCCCACCUGGAGUUCACACACAACCACACAGUGGGAGAUCUCACCUGGGACCUGAUCUCUCCCAUCUUGCCCCGCUCCGAUCGCCUCCGCUCGCUUGUCCUGGCUGGAAUACCGCACAGUAUGAGGCCCCAGUUAUGGAUGCGUCUGUCAGGAGCUCUACAGAAGAAAAGGACUUCAGACAUUUCUUACAGAGAGAUCAUCAAGAACAGCUCAAACGAUGAUACUACAGCAGCCAAACAGAUAGAGAAGGAUCUUUUGCGCACCAUGCCCACUAACGCCUGUUUCAGUACUCUGAAUAGUGUGGGAGUUCCGCGCCUCAGACGGGUUCUCAGAGGCCUGGCCUGGCUCUACCCAGACAUCGGCUACUGUCAAGGCACCGGCAUGGUGGUGUCGUGUUUGCUGCUGUUCCUGGAGGAAGAAGACACUCUGUGGAUGAUGUGUGCUUUAAUUGAGGACCUGCUGCCUCCAUCGUACUUCUCCUCCACCCUGCUGGGAGUGCAGACAGACCAGCGCGUCCUACGCCAGCUCAUCGUCCAGUACCUGCCCCGUCUGGACCGCCUGUUGCAGGAGCACGACAUCGAACUUUCCCUCAUCACCCUGCACUGGUUCCUCACCUCUUUUGCGAGUGUCGUGGAUAUCCGGGUUCUGCUCCGGAUCUGGGAUCUGCUCUUCUAUGAGGGUUCUAUCGUGCUUUUCCAGGUGACACUGGGCAUGCUGAAGAUCAAGGAGGAAGAGCUGGUGUCAUCCGAGAACUCGGCGUCCAUCUUUAACACGCUGUCGGACCUGCCGAGUCAGCUGGAGGACGGUGCGGUAGUGCUCGGGGAGGCAGUGAGACUGGCAGGGUCACUCUCUCAGGACACACUAGACGCUCAAAGACACAAACACCUGGCGUACAUCCUGGCUGAACAGACACAGCUCAACUCCAACAACUCGCACACACUCAACACCAGCCUCAAUAAGGUUGUUCGGAGACAGAGUCUGCGCAGGAAGUCCACACUGAGCUCUCUGCUGUUUGGAGAGGACGAGGCUGAGGCACUCAAGGCCAAAAACAUCAAACAGACCGAGCUGGUGGCGGCGCUGAGGGAAGCGAUCACUCGAACCGCAGAACACUUCCACUGCCUCGACCCUGACCACUGCACCACGGACCUGACCCCAGACUACUCCAUGGAGAGUCAUCAGCGUGACCACGAGAACUUCCUGGUGGUGUCUCGGAAUCGCAGGAGGCGGGCUAAAGCGCUGCUGGAUUUUGAGCGCCAUGACGACGACGAGCUGGGUUUCAGAAAAAAUGACAUCAUCACAAUCGUCUCUCAGAAGGACGAGCACUGCUGGGUGGGAGAGCUGAAUGGCCUUAGGGGUUGGUUUCCAGCUAAAUUUGUGGAAAUCCUGGAUGAACGGAGUAAAGAGUAUUCCCUGGCAGGUGAUGACUCUGUAACGGAGGCUGUAACAGAUUUGGUUCGGGGAACACUGUGUCCUGCUCUAAAGGCCAUUUUUCAGCAUGGUUUGAAGAAGCCCUCUCUACUGGGAGGGCCCUGCCACCCCUGGCUUUUCAUUGAGGAGGCAGCGAGUCGGGAGGUGGAGAGAGACUUUAACUCUGUUUACUCCAGACUGGUGCUGUGUAAAACCUACAGGUUAGAUGAAGAUGGGAAAGUUCUCACUCCUGAGGAGCUGCUGUACAGAGCUGUACAGAGUGUAAAUAUGAGUCACGACUCUGCACACGCACAGAUGGACGUCAAGUUCCGUUCACUCAUCUGUGUGGGACUGAAUGAGCAGGUUCUGCACUUGUGGUUGGAGGUUCUGUGUUCCAGUAUCUCAGCAGUAGAGAAGUGGUAUCAGCCAUGGUCAUUCCUGCGCAGUCCUGGCUGGGUGCAGAUCAAGUGUGAACUCCGAGUUUUGUCCAAGUUUUCCUUCAGUCUCUCACAGGACUGUGAACUUCCUGCCAAAAAAGAGAAGUCUCCCAUUCUGAAAUCAGAAGUGGUGGACGUCUUGGUGCAACAUCACCUCUUUAGUUGGGAUCUUUAGGAAAAGGAGCAGAGACCCCUGAAGGAGGGCGUUCAGGACAUGCUGGUCAAACAUCACCUCUUCAGCUGGGACAUUGAUGGAUAGAUAAACACUACACACUCACACAUGCACACACACGCACAUACACACACUUGUUUCUUUAGAUACCAAAAGUGACAUGUAAGCAGCUUUAUAUAACAAUGAGGAACUAGUGUGUGUGUGUGUGUGUGUGUGUGUGUGUGUGUGUAUGCGUGUGUUCAUAUAGCAGAGCUUUACAGCUUCGGUCUCAACAUGUCUUCAAGGACUUCUGAUGUUCCUCUGCUGGAGAACACGAAGAACUAAGCAUGCUCAGAGCAGUUUCUAUAUUUCCGUAGACAUUCCUCUUAAUUUCUCACACACACACACACACACUUCCUGAUUUAUUUCUGUUAUUUGGUGAAGGUGAAGUUCCAGCGUUUAUGUAGGACCUCAGUGUGAAACCUGAGUUCUGUGUAUAUAAUGUAGAUGAACUGAACACUUGUUCAGGUCUGUUCACUCAUUUCAGGUUUUUUUUUUCAGGAAUGGUGUAAAAAUGUGUUUAUGAAAAUCAGCUGAUCAGUUAUGAUGUGCGAUGCUCAUUUCUCUGACGUGUGGAGUUUAGAGUGUAUUUUCUAACAUGUCUCUGUAGGAUGUCGUGUCCUGCAUAUAUAUAUAUAUAUCCACCCGUUUAUUUUUGACUUGUAGAGUAAACAGUCUGGGUGAAAAUGUGUUAAAGUGCUGUUCUGGGGUCAGUCUUAACAUCACCUUUCUCACACUCCUCUGCUGUAAGUCACAGCUGUGUCCUGCAGAGGGCACCGCACUGAGAUCAAUGUUCUUCAAACGGAGCACCAUGGGGUUUCGGAUGGUUAUAGGAUUGAGUGGUCGGGUCAAAUGCUUAAAAAAUAAUCACGUUUUAUCAGGUAUCAGGUGUGUGAUGUAUUCUCAUGGAGAACCCACAGGGCUCUAGAGCAUUUCCUCACUGUGUGUGUGUGUGUGUACACUGAUCAUGUAGAACAAAAUAAAUCUGUAAGAGAA
Messenger RNA from Ictalurus punctatus (channel catfish), 3696 nucleotides. RefSeq names its product small G protein signaling modulator 3 (gene sgsm3). The transcript has 22 exons. The coding region runs from base 418 to 2664 and encodes 748 amino acids. NCBI's taxonomy places the organism in Eukaryota, Metazoa, Chordata, Actinopteri, Siluriformes, Ictaluridae. The record is from RefSeq and is a predicted model, not a curated record. Gene Ontology annotation, molecular function: protein binding.